AUGCCCUCUGAAAAACCAUCGCAAGCCUUGCCUAGCGAACUUGAAGUCUCGAGUGCAGAUCGUGAAGACUGUCACAGUCAAGAUGAUUCAAAGGUUGAAACUUCUCACUCAAGCCGGACUUGCCCUCAGCAUCGUGCCACACACAUCAUCGGACGCUCCUUUGACAUCGACAACCAGCCUGGAAAAAUAAGCUGGAUCUCUUCUGGAUACUCCCUCACCGUCGGCACCUUCAUCCUCAUUGCAGGCCGCUUCGGUGAUAUCUUUGGACAUAAGCCGCUCUUCGUAGGGGGCUAUGUCUGGUUCGCCUUUUGGUCUUGUCUGGCCGGUGUUGCUGUCUAUAGCGGCCCCAGCUUCUUCAUCUUUUGCCGUGCCAUGCAGGAAAUUGGUCCAGCUUUCCUACUCCCCAACGCAAUAGCCAUUUUCAGUCGCUGCUAUGACCCGGAGUUUCGUCAAAAUAUGAUUUUCUGCCUGUUCGGAGCCACUGCUCCUGGCGGCUUUUCGCUUGGUGCCGUUUUCUCCAGCCUGCUUGCUCAUAGACUCUGGUGGCCUUGGUCGUAUUGGGUCCUUUGCUUUGCAUGCCCCAUGUUGGCUGCCUUGGGGUUCCUCGUGAUACCUGCAACUCCAGCCCCGAUAACGCCAGAGUCUGAAAGCUCCAGUGUCUGGAAGCGCAUCGAUGUCGCGGGCUCCGUCGCCGGUACGACACCAUAUACCUACUUUGUCCUGGUGGAGAAGAGAGCAAGUCAUCCGCUGAUUCCCUUUGGUGUCCUGCGCAUCGAUUCCCUCUUCACCCUGGCCUGCAUCAGCGCCGGCUGGUCCAGCUUUGGCAUUUUUGUAUUCUACGCACUGGACCUCCUCGAGUGGGCUAUUUGCUGCGCGCGCCACGGGUCUCUUUUUAAACAACUGCCGCACCUCGACAGUAAUGCUGAUCUCCAUGACCUUCUUCCUCAUUGGGGUGUCAUUUUCGCGACGAUGCCUGUUGGCCAAAUCUACUGGGCGCAGACAUUCGUGGGAAUUCUUGUCCUUCCAUGGGGCAUGGAUUCGUCGUUUCCCGCUGCCACGUUUAUCCUUAGUCGAGCUAUGCCGCGCCAACAUCAGGGUUUGGCUGCAUCGCUGGUGACUACGUUUGUAAACUAUUCUAUAUCAAUUGGGCUUGGCUUUGCCGGUACUGCCGAGGGCCAGGUCAAUGGUCAAGGGAAAAAUGUUUUACAGGGCUACCGUGGGGCGUUUUACAUGGGUGUUGGGCUCGCCGGCUUCGGUGUAGUUGUUGCUCUGAUUUUUCGUUUUGCGGAACGGUUUCAUAUAAAGAUAGAAGGGGUGCAGGAGAAGAUCGAAUCGCAGGAAACAGUCGUUUAG
Messenger RNA from Penicillium manginii, 1353 nucleotides. Its product is annotated as MFS transporter. The coding region runs from base 1 to 1353 and encodes 450 amino acids. The record is from RefSeq and is a predicted model, not a curated record. Gene Ontology annotation, molecular function: transmembrane transporter activity. Gene Ontology annotation, cellular component: membrane. The transcript is spliced from 4 exons. Gene Ontology annotation, biological process: transmembrane transport. NCBI's taxonomy places the organism in Eukaryota, Fungi, Ascomycota, Eurotiomycetes, Eurotiales, Aspergillaceae.